CGCCGAGGGGUAUAUAUUUAGGAGGCAGCCGACCCCGCCAGCUCCACACGGAACGCGGCUGUGCGGCCGGGAGCUGAAACGGGAGGAUGCUGCAGGACCCCGGACCGCCUGCUGAAGGGGAGAGGGAGGGAGGCUCGGCUCCUUUUGCUGGCAGAUCGUCUCGCUGUGUGUCAGAGGCAGGAGCGUAACUCUUCUCUGUGCCGCUGGGUUUGACAAAAGGAGAGUUUCACUGCCUUGAGCCCCGCCGUGAAGCAGCAGCGCAGCGCAACUGCGAGGCGCGGGAACGGAUACUGACCUGGGAGAGCCUGGCUGAGGAAGAAAGCUCCCUGCUAGGAUUCAGCUACGCAGGAGAUUCUUUGAUGGAUUACAAUCUCAGCAAACUCUAACUGGAGAAGAAAAAUGACAGCUAAGAGACUUAAACCAGACUCUUCACCAUCCUGGAAAGGAACUGACUGCCAGGUUUUGGAGUUUUUUUAAUACUCUACCUCCCUCUGCUGUUAUCAGAGAGAAGCUCCUCGACAAUGGGAAGUCAUGUACUUGCAGCUUCGAUUUCCAUGCUCUCGCUCCUGGCCAUGAUGGGAGACACGGAGGGUAAAGCAGACAGUUCCUUCAUCAUCGACUCUGAUCCCAGCCGCUGUAUGAGGCAUCACUAUGUCGACUCCAUCAGCCACCCCUUGUACAAGUGCAGCUCAAAGAUGGUGCUGCUGGCUCGCUGCGAAGGGCGCUGCAGCCAGACGUCGCGCUCCGAGCCCAUGGUUUCCUUCAGCACGGUUCUGAAGCAGCCUUUCCGCUCCACUUGCCACUGCUGCCGGCCCCAGACCUCCAAGCUGAAGGCCAUGAGGCUGCGAUGCUCGGGGGGAAUGCGGCUCACUGCCACCUACCGCUACAUCCUCUCCUGCCACUGUGAGGAGUGUAACUCCUAGGGACGGACCUGGCACAGCAGUGGGGGGAUGGGAUGAGAUGGGAUGGGAUGGGAUGGGAUGGGAUGCUGCUGCUGCUGCUGCUGCUGCUGCUGCUGCUGCUGCUGCUGCUGCUGCUGCUGCUGCUGCUGCUGCUGCUGCUGGGGAAGGCUCCCGAGAAGGAACCGCAGGUGAGGGCGAGGCUCCCAGUGUAUGAUUGCAGCCAGGACAGGCUGGAUUUGAUCUUGGAGCUGAAGUGUAAAAUACCCCGAGGCUCUGGAUGGUGGCAGUACCAAAGUGUGGCCUGUGACAAAGGCGAAAGCAUGAAGACUUAUUUUUAAGAAGCCUUUCUUUUUUUCUGAAAGGAUUUUUUUUUGCCAGUUUCUUCUUUUUCGGGCUCACCUCUGACUACAAAGAGGUGCUUUUACCUUAGUCCAAGGGCAGCAGAGGAAAAGAAAGGAAGGUCUGCUGGAUGCCAGCGUUGUGAUUGAAGAGUUGGUGUUCAGACAGAGGAUGGACAUUAGUUCCACAUCUGACCUCUUAACCUAUCCAUUUAUUCUCAGUCUCCUAGUUAUACUUGUCUUCAAAACAAACUGUGUUGUUGGCAAGGGCUAUCUAUUACUGAUCGAGCAUGCCAAGUGCUGGAUAACUUUAACUGUGGUUUAGCAGAGACUACAAAUAAAUCAUUGAAAAGUGAACUGGAUAUGAAAUGUAGAGCUGGGACUACACAGCCCUAGCCAGCUGAAGUGAUUAUUUGCACUGUGCAGCAUCACAGGUCAAUGGCUGAGCAGCUCCUGAGAAGUGAAAGGUCAUGUGGCUCAUUAUUCUUGUCUAAAAGCCUGGAAAUGUGACACAUCAUGUUUGUCAGAGAAGCCAUUAUUCAAACACUAAAAACUAAUCAAAGAUUAAAAUAAAACAUACUAAAUG
Molecule: messenger RNA, 1826 nt
Organism: Calypte anna (Anna's hummingbird)
Lineage: Eukaryota; Metazoa; Chordata; Aves; Apodiformes; Trochilidae
Gene: NDP
Product: norrin cystine knot growth factor NDP
Exons: 3
Coding region: 522-923 (133 amino acids)
Biological process (GO): Wnt signaling pathway
Source: RefSeq, a predicted model, not a curated record